Molecule: messenger RNA, 777 nt
Organism: Aureobasidium vineae
Lineage: Eukaryota; Fungi; Ascomycota; Dothideomycetes; Dothideales; Saccotheciaceae
Source: the annotation of a GenBank genome assembly
AUGGCCGACGCAGUAGAAGAGAUUGAAAGAGAAGGCGGCAGUCGCGCCGUCAAGGAUCUAUUUGCGGGCGCUGUUGGUGGUGUUGCACAAGUGUUGAUUGCUGCUUUCUACAAGGGCACAUUAACACCACUUAUCGGUAUCGGUGCAUGUCGCCAAAACGCAGCAAAGACUGGCGGUCUCCUCGAAACACCUCAGCCGCUCUCAUAUGGCCAAUACUAUGCAGCCGGUGCCUUUGCCGGUAUUGCCAACACAUUAAUGUCCUCUCCCAUCGAACACAUCCGUAUCCGUCUGCAAACACAACCCCACGGCGCAGCACGCCUCUACAACGGCCCCAUCGACUGCGUAAAGAAACUCUGCGCCCACGAAGGCGUGCUCAAGGGUCUCUACCGCGGCACAGGCGUGACCUGGUUCCGUGAAGCCCAGGCUUACGGUGUUUGGUUUACCGCUUUCGAAUUCAUGAUGAACCAAGAUGCCAAGCGUAACGGUAUCGAGCGCAAGGAAAUCCCCACCUGGAAGAUUGCGCUGUAUGGCGGUCUGGCUGGUGAGGCCCUCUGGCUCGGAAGUUACCCCUUCGAUGUCAUCAAGUCGAAGAUGCAGAGUGACGGUUUCGGAGCUCAGCAAAAGUAUAAGAGCAUGCGUGAUACCUUCGCGCAGACAUGGAGAGGUGAAGGCAUGAGAGGUUUCUGGAGAGGAUUGGGUCCUACUUUGCUGAGAGCCAUGCCUGUAUCCGCUGGUACCUUUGCUACUGUCGAGUUGACCAUGCGCUUGAUCAGCUAG